AUGCAUUCAGUCAUCUCAACAGUCAACUACUCACGCUUCCCGAUGGGUCCGCCUCCCAAGCCAUCGUCGACAGCAUGCAGCAUUGCCCGCGGAGCGGUCUACUGUGACAAGGAUUUCUGGCACCGGUCAGUGGCGUGGUUCCUGGACCAGAAGGAAAAGCUGGGCACACAACAAGACGAGCAGCCACCGGAACACUUGGUCAAGCCAAAGAAAACACCGCGCUGGGCCUCGAUGGCGCCUCCGACGCGGGUUCAGCCGGCCCGUGCGGCCAAGGGCAAGGGCAAGCGAUAUGCCGAGGACAUGGACAGCGACGGCGAGAGCGUGGCCACAGCGGUGAGCAAAAAGGCCAAGACGGCCAAGACGGUCAAGGUGACCACUCUGAGACCAGCACCCAAAGCCAAAUCCACAGCCACACCCUCCUCCGACUAUGUGCUCGACCCGGCCUGGGCGACGGCUUCGCUGUCGACUUUUCAAGCGGCCCUGGACACGCUGCUCGAAGGCAAGCGGGCGACGCUGGGCCGGUCGCGGUUCUGGUCGACGUGUCUGUCGACAGCGACAUCGACGCCGGCGGAGGCACUGGACAGCCAGUGGUGUCCAAUUGUGGCGCUGCCGCUGGCCUGUACGGAGCGUCAGUUUUGCGCACACGGUACGUGCAACCCGCCCCUGUCUUUGCGGUCGUUGCCGCCUUUGCCGUCCUUGCCGUCCUUGCCGUCCUUGCCAUCAUUAUCGUCAUUGUCGUCAUCGUCGUCAUCGUCUUUGGCUGCCAAGGCCACGUCGCUUGCCCCUGUGGCCGUCAUGUCUCCCGUCACGCCCCUCACGACGCUCUGGGACACACCCUCGACCACGCCGCCGGCCGACUCUGUUCGGUUCCAGGCGAAGCCGUUUGCGGAGCUGCGGCACGUCCAGGAGCGGACGGUGGCGGUGGCGGGACUGCGGUUUGCGGUGGACAUGUGCAACGGCAUGCUGCGGGUGUACAUGGUCUAG
Molecule: messenger RNA, 984 nt
Organism: Sporothrix schenckii 1099-18
Lineage: Eukaryota; Fungi; Ascomycota; Sordariomycetes; Ophiostomatales; Ophiostomataceae
Exons: 1
Coding region: 1-984 (327 amino acids)
Source: RefSeq, a predicted model, not a curated record